This is a messenger RNA of Penaeus indicus, 555 nucleotides long. RefSeq names its product bile salt-activated lipase-like. Lineage: Eukaryota; Metazoa; Arthropoda; Malacostraca; Decapoda; Penaeidae. The record is from RefSeq and is a predicted model, not a curated record. The annotation marks the transcript as partial. The transcript has a single exon.
CCCUCAAUUCUGGUUCCGGCCUCUCUGUCUGGAUCACAGCCGGAUGCCGUUGAAGUCUCCCUGGGCAGUGCCAGCGUCUCGUCGCGGGCAGCUUGUGCCUCGUCAGCCGGAGGAACUCCACUCCCGGAGGCGGAGUCGGCUGGAGGAACUCCACUCCCGGAGGCGGAGUCGGCUGGAGGAACUCCACUCCCGGAGGCGGAGACGGCUGGAGGAACUCCACUCCCGGAGGCGGAGUCGGCUGGAGGAACUCCACUCCCGGAGGCGGAGACGGCUGGAGGAACUCCACUCCCGGAGGCGGAGUCGGCUGGAGGAACUCCACUCCCGGAGGCGGAGUCGGCUGGAGGAACUCCACUCCCGGAGGCGGAGACGGCUGGAGGAACUCCACUCCCGGAGGCGGAGUCGGCUGGAGGAACUCCACUCCCGGAGGCGGAGUCGGCCGGAGGAACUCCACUCCCGGAGGCGGAGUCGGCUGGAGGCGGCCUGGCCUCCGUCCGUCGCUCCGGCCGACCCGUGCAACCAACUGCACGAAUCAGAAAACAGAGGAAUAAGGAAUAA